AUGGUUGAGAUAAAAUUUUCUAAAUGGCUACUGAUCUUAUUUUCAAUAAUAAGCCUGCUUCUAGUUUGUGCUUAUGACAAAGGUACUGCCCGUUACAUAUUUGAUUAUUAUUCAAAAGGUUGCAAAUCGUUUUCUAAAUGGCUUCCACCAGUUAGUGAACCUUCGAGGAUUUAUAUAGAUGAAGUAUUGGUUUCUCGUGUUGUGAAUACGAUUAUUUUGAAUGCCCCUCCUGUUCAAUCCAACAACUCGAAAAGUGCAUUUUUGUUCUUGACUCCUGGUCCAUUGCCUUUUCAAUUGCUUUGGGAUAAGUUUUUCCACGAUCACGACGGAAUGUUCUCUGUUUAUGUCCAUGCAUCAAAUGAAAGACCAGUGCCUGUGAGUCGUCGCUUUGUUAAUCGGGAAAUAAGGAGUGCCAAGGUGGUUUGGGAAGGAAUUUCAAUGGUUGAUGCAGAGAGACGAUUAUUGGCAAAUGCAUUUCAAGACCCUCAAAACCAGAACUUUGUGUUACUCUCUGAUAGCUCUGUACCAUUGCAUAGUUUUGACUAUAUUUACAAUUACUUGAUGUAUGCAAAUACUAGCUUCGUUGAAAACUUUGAGGAGCCUGGUAGAUUUGGAAAUGGAAGGUAUUCACCACGCCUAUUACCUGAAAUUCAGAAGAAAUAUUUCAGAAAGGGAUCACAGUGGUUCUCAAUGAAAAGGCAACACGCACUGAUAACUGUGGCUGACAAUCUUUAGUAUUCAAAAUUCAGAUAUCAUUGCAAGCUAACUUCGGAGGCGAAAUAUUGCGUCUCUGAUGAACAUUACUUGCCAACUUUCCUCCAUAUGGUUGAUCCUGGUGGAAUUGCAAAUCGUGCAGUUACAUAUGUAGAUUUGUCUGAGAAUAAAUGGCAUCCCAAAACAUACAAGUCUCAGGAUGUUAGUUACGAGCUUAUUAAGAAUACUACGUCAAUUAAUCGAAGUGGGCACUUUAACAGUGAUAAACAGUUUAUGCGAAGAGGUAGACGUCAUCCAGUGGUUCCUAUUGAUCUAGAGAUUGAAAGAAUCGCAAGAAAACUUAACAGAGAGAGAAGAGAACGAGAGGCGAUAGUCAUUAAGAUGGCAAAAAACAGAACAUUGAGGGAAUUCUCAAUGCCCUCGGUUGAUGGUAGUGAUCCAAGUAUAACUAGGCCACCGGUGCAAGCCAAACACUUUGAAAUAAAGCCAGCAAUCAUCCAAAUGAUCCAACAGUUAGUACAAUUUGGGGGAGAUCCAAAGCAAGACCCAAAUUCACACAUUACGAACUUCUUAGAGAUUUGCGACACAUUUAAGGCAAAUGUAGUGUCGGAUGAUGCCAUCAGGUUAAGACUGUUUCCAUUCUCAUUAAGAGAUAAAGCAAAUGGAUGGUUAAUGGCAUUACCAGCAGGAACAAUCACCACCUGGAAUGAAUUGGCAUAA
This is a messenger RNA of Pistacia vera, 1434 nucleotides long. Its product is annotated as glycosyltransferase BC10-like. Gene Ontology annotation, cellular component: membrane. Gene Ontology annotation, molecular function: glycosyltransferase activity. NCBI's taxonomy places the organism in Eukaryota, Viridiplantae, Streptophyta, Magnoliopsida, Sapindales, Anacardiaceae. The transcript has 10 exons. The record is from RefSeq and is a predicted model, not a curated record.